Messenger RNA from Salvia miltiorrhiza (redroot sage), 2225 nucleotides. RefSeq names its product laccase-6. Gene Ontology annotation, molecular function: hydroquinone:oxygen oxidoreductase activity; copper ion binding. Gene Ontology annotation, biological process: lignin catabolic process. The record is from RefSeq and is a predicted model, not a curated record. NCBI's taxonomy places the organism in Eukaryota, Viridiplantae, Streptophyta, Magnoliopsida, Lamiales, Lamiaceae. Gene Ontology annotation, cellular component: apoplast. The transcript has 6 exons. The coding region runs from base 378 to 2096 and encodes 572 amino acids.
GGAUCAAAUUUACCUCCCUACGCUGAGAAAUCUACUUGAUAUAAUUCAUUCAUCUAAUUAAUUAUAACACGACAACUGUUAUUGAUAACAAUGGAUCUGCAUAAAUUCUUUGAGUAUUUCUCAGUAGAAUUGCAUGAAUCAGUGAAUUAAUCAAAAGAAAAAACAUAACAAAAGCUGCAAUCAUGCAUGGAAGCUGAGCUGACAGACAUUAUUCUUAAAUAAUCAUAUUUUUCAUCCAACUCUUCAUCAACUUUAUAUAAAAAAAAAACUCGUACAUGCAUCGUAAUUGGAUAGGUUUUAUUUAUUAAUUUGGUUGUUUGCUACAUUAAAAAGCCCUUCACUUGAGUUAGAUUGAACCAUCUCUCUCUCUCUCAUGCAUGGCAGUCACAACCACUGCCCUCGUGUGUGCAUUGUUGAGUUUGCUUUCCAUCUCUCAUAGCGUUCAUGGAAUCAAGAGAUGGCCUGGCGGGGCUUCCACCAGAUUCUACGACUUCAAGGUGCAAACGAAGAGGGUGACGAAGUUGUGCAACAGCAAGGAGAUCGUGACCAUUAAUGAGAUGUACCCCGGUCCAGUGGUUUACGCUCAAGAAGACGAUCGUCUCAUCAUCCGAGUCUCCAAUUUGACGCCUCACAAUGCCACAAUUCACUGGCAUGGGGUCCGACAACGGUUGUCGUGCUGGUCCGACGGCCCAUCUUACGUGACACAAUGUCCGAUCCAACCGGGGCAGACUUUCAGUUACGAGUUCACCCUGGUUCAACAAAAGGGCACCUUUUUCUGGCAUGCUCAUGUCUCGUGGCUCCGGGCUACGGUUUAUGGUGCCUUGAUCGUUUACCCCAGACCCGGUGUACCCUACCCUUUCCCUUACCCCUACCAGGAGCAUAUUGUUAUUCUAGGGGAAUAUUGGUUGAGAGAUCCUCUAAAGAUCGAGCAGGCAGUUUUAGCUAGCGGCGGAGGCGCUCCCAUCGCUGAUGCUUACACGAUCAACGGCCACCCCGGCCCCAACUAUAACUGCUCCGUCAACGAUGUGUACAGGAUGAACGUGGUACCCGGGAAGACCUACCUGCUGAGGUUGAUCAACGCGGGAUUGAACACAGAAAACUUCUUUGCAAUUGCUAAUCACAAGCUCACCAUAGUCGAAGCAGAUGCAGAGUACACAAAGGCGCUCCACACCGACAAGGUGAUGCUCGCGCCGGGCCAGACCCUCAACGUCCUCGUCACAGCAGAUCAGCCCAUAAGUAGAUACUCCAUGGCUGUCGGGCCAUACAUGUCUGCAAGAAACGUACCGUUUCAGAACAUAACCUCAGUAGGAUAUUUUCAGUACCUAGGUGCAACACCAAACAGCAUAUCUUUACCAGCCAUGCUACCUAGUUUCAACGACAAUCUUGCCGUUAAAACUGUAAUGGACGGGCUCCGGGGCCUCAACACCUCGGAUGUUCCUAAAGUAAUUGACAAGAACUUGUUUGUCACCAUAGGUGUGAAUGUGAAUAAGUGUAAUAGAAAAAACCCCAAGAAAAACUGCCAAGGCACUAAUGGUGGGGUGUUUGCUGCUUCCAUGAACAAUAUAAGUUUCAUUAGACCUAAUGUUUCACUUUUAGAAGCUUAUUACAGGGAUAAAGCUGGCUACUUCACUGAUGAUUUCCCCGGGGCACCCUUAAAAUUUUACGAUUUUGUUAACGGGGCGCCUAACAAUGCUCCUAAUGACACCAACGCGAUGAAUGGGACGAGGUUGUUUGUGCUUGAGUAUGGGACAAGGGUUCAACUCAUUUUGCAGGAUACUGGCACUGUCUCGACUGAGAAUCAUCCAAUUCAUCUUCAUGGCUACAGUUUCUACGUCGUGGGGUAUGGCACGGGUAACUACAAUCCGGAUACGGCUAAUUUCAACUUGAUGGAUCCGCCUUACAUGAACACCAUUGGAGUUCCUGUUGGUGGAUGGGCAGCAAUUAGAUUUACAGCUGAUAAUCCAGGGGUCUGGUUUAUGCAUUGCCAUCUGGAGAUACAUUUAUCAUGGGGUUUGUCUGUGGCAAUUAUUGUCAAGAAUGGGCAAGGACCACUCGAGACCCUCCCCCACCCUCCAGCUGAUUACCCUCGGUGCUAGAAGAUGAAAAACAAGAAUCACGAGGAGGGCUUUUGAUCUUUUCCAUGAUUGGAUUCUUUCGGACAAGUGUGUAUUAUGUCUAUGUAUGGCUUGGUUGUCUCAAUAAAAAUCUCUCUGUUUCUAGAUUCA